Molecule: messenger RNA, 783 nt
Organism: Alternaria arborescens
Lineage: Eukaryota; Fungi; Ascomycota; Dothideomycetes; Pleosporales; Pleosporaceae
Exons: 3
Coding region: 1-783 (260 amino acids)
Source: RefSeq, a predicted model, not a curated record
AUGUUCGUUAAGAUCAGUGUUGCAGUGGCGCUUCUCCGUAUCGCCGCCAAUCGUCAAUUCUUCACAUGGGGUCUGCGGGCUCUUAUUGGGGCUACUAUCGUUGCAGCUCUUGUUUUCUGUAUAGGUAUCGCAAAUAUCUGUCAUCCUAUCAACACUCUCUGGGGCGAGUCAAACGGCACCUGCAACCUGCAGCUCAACACGAACGUCAGUCUGUUCUAUUCAGCCAUCGAAAUUGCAGCAGACUUCAGUCUCUCAAUCAUGCCUGCGAUCCUGCUUUGGAAUGUUCAGAUGAAGGGGGCUGUCAAGGCUUCAGUGGCUGUGAUGCUAGCGCUCGCUUCUUUUGCAUCGUGCGCCACCAUCGUGCGUCUCAAGUACCUCACGCUUUACAGUGACCCUGGCGAGUUCAUGUACAGUACGGGCAAAAUCGGCUUCUGGUCUCUGACCGAAGUAGGCAUCGGCCUCAUCGCCGGCUCACUGCCUCCUCUUCGCCCUCUCCUCUCCCUUCGCAUCAGGGUAUCCGCAGGCUCUAAUACACCUGCCGCAUCCAGUGGAAGAGCAUACCAAUCGGGGACGAACGGCAGGCAGCCCACCUUGCGCUCGCGUGGGAUAGCUAUGGACACAUUCCAGACUUUGGGUGACAAUGAUGACGCUGAUCAUAGCGACGGCGACUCGCAGAAGAACAUUAUCAAGGAGACUAAGUUCACUGUAACAUCAACAAUUGCCGGAGGCCAUGGAAACCCUGGGUCAGUGUCUUGGGACCGUAAGGAGGGAAGCCAUGUCUGA